Protobothrops mucrosquamatus (brown spotted pit viper) is the source of this 1002-nucleotide messenger RNA. It is a transcript of the gene NUS1, whose product is annotated as NUS1 dehydrodolichyl diphosphate synthase subunit. NCBI's taxonomy places the organism in Eukaryota, Metazoa, Chordata, Lepidosauria, Squamata, Viperidae. The coding region runs from base 1 to 867 and encodes 288 amino acids. Gene Ontology annotation, molecular function: ditrans,polycis-polyprenyl diphosphate synthase [(2E,6E)-farnesyl diphosphate specific] activity. The record is from RefSeq and is a predicted model, not a curated record. The transcript is spliced from 5 exons. Gene Ontology annotation, cellular component: dehydrodolichyl diphosphate synthase complex; endoplasmic reticulum membrane.
AUGAGCGUCGCGUACGAGCUGCUGUGGCGUUUGCUGCACGCCUUGUUCAGCGUCCAGCGCGCGCUGGUCGCCUGGGGCCGCGGUUGGUUCGGAGGUCACGGCUCGUGGCUCAGCCGUUGGCGGCGGCGCGCGGCUACGGCCGCCACCGCCGCCUCGCGGGCCCUGUUAGCUCCGGCGGCGGCGGCGAAUCCUUUCGCCUUCCACAAGCCGGCGGCGGCGGGGCGGAAAGUGGUGGGCGCCGGGGGCCGGUGGCGGAGGGAUGCGAAAUCUCUGCAGAAGCUGCCGGGCCACGUGGGGCUGGUGGUGACCGAGGAGGAGCAGAGCUACGCCGAUGUGGCCAGCUUAGUGGUGUGGUGCAUGGCGGUGGGCAUCUCCUAUGUCAGCGUCUACGACCACGAAGGUAUUUUCAAAAGAAAUAAUUCAAAGCUGAUGGAUGAAAUUUUAAAACAGCAGCAGGAAUUGUUGAAUCUUGACUGUUCAAAAUAUACAGUGAAAUUUGCAAAUCAGGAGAAAACAGAUCAAGUUUUAAAUUGCCAAUCUGUACUGAACGUGCUGUCCUCAGAGGAUGGAAAAACAGAUAUCGUAAGAGCAGCUCAGAAAUUUUGCCACUUAGUAGCACAAAAGCAAAAGAAAUGCACAGAUUUGGAUAUAAACAUCUUGGAGAAUUUAUUAAGCAGUACUAAUGGCUUUCCUGAUCCUGACCUAAUAGUAAAGUUUGGUCCUGUGGACAGUGUCCUGGGAUUUCUUCCCUGGCAAAUCAGAUUGACAGAGAUUGUUUCUUUGCCUUCACAUGUGAAUGUCAGCUAUGAUGAAUUCUUCUCUGCCCUUUGUUACUAUGCAUCCUGUGAUCAGCGUGUUGGAAAAUGAUUUAUUGCAGAAUUCUAUCAAGAUUUCUUUGGAAAGGACCAAGGUCUCUGUUUACAAAUAGCUGUGAUACAUACAAGUCCAGUACAUAGUCUUUUAAUUUAUCAAACUCAAUAAAGUGUCUUAUCCUUUUUAGAA